This is a messenger RNA of Daucus carota subsp. sativus, 1740 nucleotides long. Its product is annotated as acyltransferase GLAUCE. NCBI's taxonomy places the organism in Eukaryota, Viridiplantae, Streptophyta, Magnoliopsida, Apiales, Apiaceae. The coding region runs from base 44 to 1414 and encodes 456 amino acids. Gene Ontology annotation, molecular function: acyltransferase activity, transferring groups other than amino-acyl groups. The transcript is spliced from 2 exons. The record is from RefSeq and is a predicted model, not a curated record.
CAUUCACAUAUACACAACAAAUUAUAACAAAACAAAGCAAAGAAUGGGCACACUUUAUCAGGAAGAGUUGGAAACUCCUGCCAUACUCCAAGACCUCAAAAUCACCUACCAUGACUCCUCCCUUAUUUUCCCCUCAAAAGAAACCGAAAAAAGAAUCAUGUUCUUGUCCAACAUCGACAAAAUUCUAAAUUUUAACGUCCAGACAGUCCAUUUCUUCCCUCGCAACUCAAAAUUCCCACCAGAAGCGGUUACGCAGCGGCUGAAAGAUGCACUCAGCAGAGUUCUGGUGCACUAUGAUUUCUUGGCAGGAAGGUUGAGGACAAAUCCUGAGACGGGUCGAAUGGAGAUCAACUGUAAUGCAGGGGGCGCUGGAUUUGUGGUGGCUUCGACUGAAUUUGCAUUGGAUGAGAUCGGAGACUUGGUUUAUCCGAAUCCUGUGUUUCAAGAUUUUGCUGUGCAGAGUUUGAAAGGGAGUAAAGCUGAAGAUCAGCCUCUUUGCAUUGUCCAGGUAACUUCAUUCAAGUGUGGUGGCUUUGUUCUAGGCUUCUCAACCAACCAUUGCUUAUUUGAUGGCCUCAGUUUCAAACACUUCCUUGAAAACUUAGCUUCUCAAGCUUAUGCUGAUGACAAAUUACCCUUACCAAUCAUCCCAUGCAAUAAUCGUGCCCUACUAGCUGCUCGAUCACCGCCACGUGUCACCUUCCCCCACCCUGAACUCCUCCCCCUCCCCCUCCCUGCAGGAGAUGAGGCCUGCCCUUCUGUCUUCGACUGCUCCCCCCAAGACCUCGACGCGAAGGUCCUCCGCCUCAGCUCAGACGACAUUGCCCACCUCAAAAUCAUGGCGAAAAUGGGACCUAACAGAGGCACAUCAAAAAUCACAGGCUUUAAUGUUGUCACAGCUCACAUUUGGCGCUGCAAGGCCUUAUCAUGCAGUGAAACAGUUGAAAAUCCCAGCAGAAUCUCCACUGUGCUUUACGCGGUGGACAUCCGGUCAAGACUGAGGCCUCCACUCCCCAUAUCUUACUCCGGCAAUGCUGUUCUCAGUGCCUAUGCAAUGGCCUCAUGCACUGAUCUUGAAUCUGGGCCCUUCUCGAGGAUCGUAGAGAUGGUGACUGAAGGGGCAGCAAGGAUCACCGACGAGUACGCGUGGUCGGUGAUCGAUUGGGGAGAAACAUACAUGGGGUUUCCCAAUGGGGAGUUCCUGGUGUCCUCAUGGUGGAGAUUAGGGUUUCAAGAAGUGGAGUAUCCCUGGGGAAAGCCAAAGUACAGUUGCCCUAUUGUUUACCACAGGAAAGACAUUAUAUUGUUGUUUCCUGAUAUCAAUGAUGGGGUCAAUGCUGUGAAUGUUCUGGUGGCCUUGCCAAAAGAUGAGAUGAAGAAAUUUCAAGCCCUUUUCUACAAGUUUCUCAACUGAUCAUCCAUCAAAACUACAUAACAUAUUUAUGUGUGUGUUUCAAUACUGCUGUAAGUACUUAUCAUAUAUAGUAGUGAUAAUUAUACUGAGGGUGGAUCAUAUAUUGUGUAAUUAUGUAUGCAUGUGCAUGGUUGUUUGUGUGUGGACUGUGGUCUGAGAAUAUAUUGUAAGAGAGAGAAGUGGGCGACUUGCACCGUUGCACGUACUAUAAUAUGUAGUUGUAUCGAAUGAUAUAUAUGGGAUAUUCAUAAUAAAAUGUGAUAUAUAUGGACUUGUGAAGAAACAUGUAUGGCCUGUUUCGGUAUUAUGAGCUGGAUUUUUUUCUA